AAAAUCCCUCCCCGUCUCUCCGUUCCCAAUUACUUUCACUUCCACAAUUACCACUCCUACUAAUCUGCGACCCCUCUCAGACUCUCUCUCUCUCCCUCUCUCUCUCUCUCCACUCUGUCUAAAGUAACAGGCAAAUAACAUUUCCCGGCGUCAAAUUUCCGUGAAGUCUUUGGUUCCUGAAACAGAACAAUAAUUCAUCGGGAAGUAGAGAAGAAGUACAUCACAGCCAUGGUCGACGUCGACCGAAGGAUGACAGGUCUAAACCCGGCCCACAUAGCCGGCCUCCGCCGUCUCUCCGCCCGCGCCGCCAACGCCGCCCCACUCCCACCACCCCUCUCCACCUCCACCUCCCUCCCCUCCCCCCUCUCCUUCGCCUCCCUCGCCGACAAGCUCAUUACCCACCUCAAAUCCUCCGGCAUUCACGUCGACAACGGCCUCUCCGACGCCGAAUUCGCCCUCGCCGAGGCCGAGUUCGGCUUCGCCUUCCCCCCGGACCUCAAGGCCGUCCUCUCCGCCGGCCUCCCCCUCGGCCCCGGCUUCCCCGACUGGCGCGCCGCCGCCAACUCCCCCUCCCGCCUCCACCUCCGCUCCCAGAUCACCCUCCCCCUCGCCUCCACCUCCUUCCACAUUUCCAAAAACACCCUCUGGUCCAAGUCCUGGGGCCCCCGCCCCUCCGACCCCGAAACCGCCCUCAGAACCGCCAGAGCCGCGAUCAGGCGGGCCCCGCUCCUGAUCCCCAUCUUCAACCGCUGCUACAUUCCCUCCAGCCCUUGUUUGGCAGGAAACCCUAUCUUUUACGUGGACGAGAGCCGCAUCUUCUGCUGCGGUCUCGAUCUGUCCGAUUUCUUCGACCAGAGGUCCGGGGGCUCCGACGACAGCAGCCCUCCGACCUCGUCAAAACAGGAAUCGAAGCUCCUGCGAUCCUCGUCGGAUUUUUUCUCCCGCAGGAGCCUCGAUUCCGUCACGGGCAGGACCCCGAGGUGGGUCGAGUUCUGGAGCGACGCCGCCGUGGACCGGCGCCGGAGGAACUCCAACUCGUCGUCGUGCUCCUCGUCGGAAUCUCCCGAACGUUACUUCGACAUACAUAGGUCGGAGCCGCCGAAGUGGGUGGAGGAGUACGUGGAGCAGAUCGGGUCGGUGUUGAGGGAAGGCGGGUGGGGCGAAUCGGACGUCGAUGAGAUCGUGCACGUGUCGGCGUCAGGGUUUUUCGACGGCGAGAUGGUGUUGUUGGAUAAUCAGGCUGUCCUGGAUGCCCUGUUAUUGAAAGCGGAUCGGUUUUCGGACGCGCUCCGGAAGGCCGGGUGGAGCUCCGAGGAGGUGUCGGAUGCGUUGGGCUUUGAUUUCAGACCGGAGAAGGAGAGGAGACCGGUUAAGAAGCUGUCGCCGGAGCUGGUGGAGAAGAUUGGGAAACUGGCGGAAUCGUUUCACCGGUCAUGAUUUUACUACUAUAAUCGAGAUUCUUUUUGGACUUCAUAUUUUUAUUUUUUAUUUUUAUUUUUUUGGGGCUUCUCUUUUAAGUUUUCGAGGCAUCGGGUUUGGGAGUAGGCAAAAUUGGGAAAGGGGAAAAGGAAAUCGAGAAAUGUGUCGUUGUACUACGAAAGGUAUAUAAAAAUGAUUAAAUUAAAGAGUUCAAAAUAAA
Rhododendron vialii is the source of this 1639-nucleotide messenger RNA. RefSeq lists its product as uncharacterized. The transcript has a single exon. The record is from RefSeq and is a predicted model, not a curated record. Lineage: Eukaryota; Viridiplantae; Streptophyta; Magnoliopsida; Ericales; Ericaceae. The coding region runs from base 229 to 1437 and encodes 402 amino acids.